Messenger RNA from Linepithema humile (Argentine ant), 3451 nucleotides. It is a transcript of the gene Ptpmeg2, whose product is annotated as Protein tyrosine phosphatase Meg2. The record is from RefSeq and is a predicted model, not a curated record. Gene Ontology annotation, biological process: protein dephosphorylation. Lineage: Eukaryota; Metazoa; Arthropoda; Insecta; Hymenoptera; Formicidae. Gene Ontology annotation, molecular function: protein tyrosine phosphatase activity.
GUGUCACAAUCGCGUUUGAGUGCGUGCGAGGCGGUGGAACAAUGGUUUCGUGCCGGGAUGAUUUACCGUUUCUCGCUACCGCCGUCGUUGCCAUCAAGAAUGAUUGUACUUUGUAAAGAUUAGUGCGUCGUGUAAAGUAAGGGCUCGUCGGUGAUGGUGGACGACAAAAUGUUCGCAUUUGUGGAUGAAUGUACGCGAUACCGAGACUGGAAAUAAUAAGUACGCGCGGCGGGCAUGUCAGCGUGUUGAGCCAAAAUGGCAGCCACAUUAACCGUCGAGCAGGAGCAAGCCACGAAAGAGUUUAUCGAAGCCGUGAAUAAGUGUAGAGCCGGGAGACGAGCCGGGCCAGUAUCCUGGAGCACGGCGGUGAAAUUUUUAGCGGCACGGAAGUUCGAGGUUCAACGAGCUUUAGCUCUGUACGAGCAGCAUGAAGCCACCAGAAGGAGAGAAGGAUUAGCAGUGUUACAUCCUACUCAGGAACCUUUACUCAGCGAACUGCACACAGGAAAAUUUACUGUCCUGCCAUCAAGAGAUGCAACAGGUGCAGCAAUAGCUAUUUUUACGGCGCAUUUACACCUUCCACAAAAUACUACACAUCAAACAACUCUGCAAGGUGUUGUGUACCAAUUAGAUGCUGCUCUUGAAAGCGCAGAAACGCAGAAGCAUGGUCUAGUUUUUAUUUAUGACAUGUCUGACAGCAAGUACCAGAACUUUGAUUAUGACCUGUCUCAGAAAAUUCUGACUCUUUUGAAGGGAGGCUAUCCAGCGAAACUGAAGAAAGUUCUGAUAGUGACUGCACCAUUGUGGUUUAAAGCCCCCUUCAAGAUCCUUCGACUAUUCGUUCGUGAAAAACUGAGGGAUCGAGUGUUCACAGUGUCCAUCCCUCAGCUGACGUUACAUAUCCCACGAGAAUCAUUACCACAUCGUUUAGGCGGCACGUUGGAGAUACAGCAUGAAGCAUGGCUACUUCAUUGCCUUAAAUCCAUGACGAACCGAGGCGGGGGUGAACUGUGCGAGGUCACCCCGAGAGUGGGUACACCUGUCUCGCCCACAGCGAAAAAUCAUACAGUUCAUCAAAAUCCCAACGGAACUACAACGCACAGUAGUUCGACUAGUCCUAUAAUCGAUAAGAACAAACAGGUGAAAAAUGGUGUGUCGAACAUCGGCGACAUCGAAAUUACCGCCGCGAACGGUGACGUUUGGAUCGGAACCGACGAGGCGCCAUCCCCAGUUCAGCCUCCGUCCUCCGCCAGCUCGGGCUUCAGCGAUGACGACAGCCUCCACGGCGAUCCCGGACUGCAGGCUGUUACCAUGGAACAGUUUAUAGCGGAUAUACAUUCUCGAGGACGCGCUGGCCUCAUAGCGGAAUACGCGGAAAUUAGACAGAGACCGCCGGAUGGUUCAUUUAAUAAUGCAAAGUUAAGGUCUAAUCAAUCAAAGAAUCGCUACACCGACGUGCUCUGCUACGAUCACAGCAGAGUCUGCCUUUCGCAAAUAGACGGGGACGCGACGUCUGAUUACAUUAAUGCGAAUUUCGUCGACGGUUACAAGCAGAAGAAUGCGUUUAUCAGCACUCAGGGUCCUCUUCCGAAAACCUGCGGUGAUUUCUGGAGGAUGGUUUGGGAACAGCAAACGCUGGUCGUUGUCAUGACAACAAGAGUGGUGGAACGAGGCCGCACGAAGUGCGCACAGUACUGGGGUCCGGAACCUGGUGAUGAAGUACAAGCGGGUGGCUUCACCGUGACCACUCUUGAAGUUGAUACAAAUCCAGAUUAUACAAUAUCCAUGCUUCUCCUUACAAACAAUAAGACUGAUGAGACGAGGGAGGUUUGCCAUAUGCUGUACACAGCGUGGCCAGAUUACGGUGUUCCUCAAUCGGCUAAAGCUUUACUGCAGUUCUUAUCCCUAGUGAGACAGCAACAGAGCAAAUUACUCGCCAGUAGAGGAGACACAUGGGCCGGACAUCCCCGAGGACCACCUAUAGUUGUACAUUGCAGCGCUGGCAUCGGAAGGACAGGUACAUUUUGCACCUUGGACAUUUGCAUAUCGCGACUGGAGGACACCGGAACCGUAGACAUACGAGGAACCGUCGAGAAAAUCAGAGCACAGAGGGCCUACAGUAUUCAAAUGCCGGAUCAGUAUGUCUUUUGCCAUCGUGCUCUAGCCGAAUAUGCGCUUUCUAAAGGGAUGCUCAGUGCGCAGCAUCUCUCCAUGUUACCUCCAUCGAUCGAAGAGGAUUCUGAUUAAGAGGAUUAACCAGCUCUGCUAUCAUAUACCGGAUUGAUGUUCUUCCCGAGUAUGCGUAUAUAGUAUCCUAUAAAUAGCCUAUUUCUACCUUAAACGACUGAAAGUUAUUUUUUGCUAUUGUCUCCAUCAAACGUAACGAUUUGAAUCUUUCGUUAUUAAUAUGCCAAUCUCAAACUUCCGACGGAAUCAAAUUGGAUUUUUUCUUUUUCAAAGGCCAAAUAAAUGAACAGAGAGUUCUACGAGGAGUUUCUGUUCUUCAUAUCGUGCUCCGAGAAAUUCUAUACGAAAGUGCAUCCAAAAGCACUGAUCAAAGAUAGGUAUUUUACUAGCAAAUAAGAAUCUGGCACAAACAAUUUUAUAGAUCCUAUCUUAACUCUCUCAAAUGUAAAAGUGAUUAUUCACAUUAUGAUAAUUCACGUCAAAUAUUGAGAAAAGUUUUACUUAGAUUGUUACAUCAGAAGUUAUAAUCCUUAUUCGAACAAUUAACCCUUUGAUUGUAAUCGGCGUCCUCAGGUGUUCGAGAUAAAAGCGCCUACUGUGUACCAUCGGUGCCUUUAGGCAUUCAUAGAUAGAAAUUAUUGAACAAUUGAAUAAUUCAACGGUUUUUUAAUGCGAAAAAGUGUUCCGCACACCGAAACAAAUCCUGUUUCAGCUCGUUCGUACACAGCGUGCAUCUUGCUUUCGAAUGUCUCAAAGGGUUAAGAAUAUAGCCUAAACUAUUUCAUUUAAUACACAUAUUACAUAAUUAUUUAUCAUCUCGUGUUUUUAUAACGAUUAUACAAUCAUAUAUGUGUAAGAUUAUGAAUAAUUUUACUGAGAGAGUUAAAUUGUCGAUCUUUUUUUGAAAAGCUGGAGAACAACCCAUAUAGAACUUUAAAAAUAUAUGAAAAAUAUAUAUAUUAUAUAUAUAUAAAUGUGAUUAUAUUAUAUAGUUCACAAAUUUUGACGAAUGUGGUUUAACGGUGGCUAAUGUAUAGCCACAGUUAUUUAAGAUUUCGAGAUUUAGAAAUAUUAUAACAUACGAUAAAACGCGGCUUCUGCCUUACAGAAAUAUAGAUUAGAAAGUAACCAACAACAUAUUAAUAGAUGUGUUUUUGGAUAACCAAAGAUUAUCUGCUACACAAGUUUAGAAAAUCGAAAUUUUUGAAUGUAUGUAAAAUUUGGUUAUAACACAAUCGCGCGGGGGAAAAAACAAUAUUCCGUU